Molecule: messenger RNA, 1989 nt
Organism: Aspergillus calidoustus
Lineage: Eukaryota; Fungi; Ascomycota; Eurotiomycetes; Eurotiales; Aspergillaceae
Source: the annotation of a GenBank genome assembly
AUGGCUGACUUUGGACCACGUGCGCCCCAUGGGCCCGAUAUGACGGGCGACCACGCGCCGCUAGAGGACAUGGAUAUCAAUGAGAAGGGAGCUUUCGACGCUCUCAUUCGUCCGGAUGACAGCUAUACCGCGGACGGCACAUACUGGGCGGACUUGUCUCUGUUCAAGAAGAUCAAGUUCGUUAGCUCGUACGAUGCGGGCGAGGCCAAGCGUGAGCUUAGCGACAUCUGGGAGAUGACCAAGAAGGAUCCUCUGUCCCCGGUCUCUUAUUAUUUCCGGAACAUGGUCCUACCUGGUGCUGGUCUUGGUCUGGAAGGUUACGUCCUGUUCUCGAUCGGAAACCUAAAACCCCUCUUCCAAGCUGCCUUCCCCUCCUGUUGGUCCACUCACGAAAUUUGCAAUGCUCAAUGGCUCAAUGCGAUCGAUUAUCUCGAGAUCUGCGGUAUCAUUGUUGGCCAGAUUCUGGUUGGAAUUGUUGGUGACUGGCUCGGUCGACGAUGGGGUUUAAUUCAGGAUGCCGCAAUCAUGUUUGUCGGUCUUUUGAUGCUUACCGCGGCCUGGGGAGUCACUCAGAAUGGCUGGAUUAUCUGCUACGCCUGGUCUCUGUUCUUCUAUGGCAUUGGUGUUGGUGGUGAAUAUCCCAUGACUGCGACCAGUGGUAUGGAGAACGCUGUUGGUUCCGGCAAGGUCUCUACGAAAGAGGACCGCCUGCACCGUGGCCGCAAGGUUACCAGCGCUUUCUUGAUGCAGGGUUGGGGUCAGUUCUUCAACCAGGUCUUGCUCAUUAUCCUGCUGCUUUGCUUCCACCAUGGCAGCGGCAACCCUUCCUACUCCACCGUCUCUUCUCAGUGGACUUACCGUGUCUCUUUCGCCAUCCCCGCUGUCGGUACCCUGUGGCUCGUGUACUACCGUGCGUACCACAUGAAGGCUGCUAGCAAGCAGCUCCAGGCGGCCAAGAAGAAGGCUUCGGUUACUGGCUACGAUAUCAAGUCGCUUCAAUUGACCUUCAAGCACUUUGGUUUCCGUCUCGUUGCGACUGCGGGAGCCUGGUUUGCCAACGACGUCUUCUUCUACGGAAACAAACUGUUCCAGUCCGAGUUCAUCAAGGUCAUCAGUCCUCACACCGAGUCUAUCAUGCCUGGUUGGCUCUGGAAUUUGUGCAACGUCGGAGUCUCCCUCGUGGGUUACUACCUUGCUUCUUUCCUGAUCGACAACAAGCUCUAUGGGCGCAAAUGGAUGCAGAUCGUCGGUUUCAUGAUGGACUUUAUCCUCUUCAUUGUUCCCGCAUUCAACUUUGAAUACUACACCUCCCCCGAGCACAUCAAGGAGUUCCAAGCUAUGUACUUCUUGAGCUCCUUCUUCAACCAGUUCGGACCCAACUCGGUCACCUUCUUGGUCGCCGCCGAGGUCUUCCCUACUCCCAUCCGCGCUACCGCCCACGGUCUCUCUGCGGCUGCCGGUAAGCUCGGUGCUCUCCUCGCCUCGGUCCUUUACAACUACAUCACCACACAACAGAAGUUCUACGUCGUUCCGUGGUUCGGCCUCGCAGGUGUCAUUCUAACCUGGCUCUUCCUCCCUGACACCACUGGACUCGACUUGAAGGAGCAAGAGCGCCGCUGGAAGUACCUCCGUGAGGGUCGCGAGGAAGAAUACCACGGACCCGCUGUCCACCCCAAGCACCUUUCCAUCUGGGAGCGCUUCCGUGGAAAGGGCAAGUACUAUGACGCCGAACUCGACUACAAGCAGAAGGUUGAGGAGUUCCGCGCCGAGUGGGAAGCUGCCAUGAGCUCAAGGAUUACUGAGAAGGACAAGGCUAUGGAAGACGAAACCGACGAGGAUCUCCUUCAGGGUCACGUCCACUCCUACUUCCACCGCACGAGUCCCAUGUUCCGCGGUAUGGAGGAGAAGCCCAACAAGGGUGAUAACUUUGCUCUUCCCCCAGCCGCGCGAGCAGAAGACGACUCAUCGGCGACCUCGGUUGAAAAAUAA